This is a messenger RNA of Acromyrmex echinatior (Panamanian leafcutter ant), 2702 nucleotides long. Its product is annotated as protein cortex. NCBI's taxonomy places the organism in Eukaryota, Metazoa, Arthropoda, Insecta, Hymenoptera, Formicidae. The record is from RefSeq and is a predicted model, not a curated record. Gene Ontology annotation, biological process: positive regulation of ubiquitin protein ligase activity; positive regulation of anaphase-promoting complex-dependent catabolic process; anaphase-promoting complex-dependent catabolic process. Gene Ontology annotation, cellular component: anaphase-promoting complex. Gene Ontology annotation, molecular function: protein binding; ubiquitin ligase activator activity; anaphase-promoting complex binding.
GAUGAUUGAUUGGCAGAAUCAAGAGAUUGCCAAUGACACCCCUCUGCGCGGUGAUCAUCCGAGAUUACGCAGAACCGGGUUGAAUGGUACAAAAUCGAUUAUUCCACGGAAAUGGCCUCUGUUAGCUACCAAAGAGUCUACCAACGAAGAUCCUGAACAAUACAAUGCGCAGAAAUUUCGGCAUCCAAACUGUAUGAAAAUCAAAGCGUGUACAUCGAUAUCGAAACAGAUCUAUUUGGGGGAUAGAUUUUUACCCUCUCGACGUGGUUAUAAUUUCGAUAUGGCUCAUUAUCUGUUAAUGAAGGAGAAACCAACAGAGAAAACGAAUAUAAUAGACGUUUGUAAAGAGGUUGAUUCGCUGGAUACUACAUACCGACGUAAAGCUUUGCGUGCGAUAAUGUUAGAACAGGUUUUAAUACCAGAAUUAGAUCAAGACAAGAUUUUACGGUUUAGCAGCUCGAUGGUGCGACGAGCUCGGAAUCCGCCGCGUUCGGAAUAUGAAAAGAAAGAUGGUUGGAAAUGUAUACCCCGCAAGAAGAUCCUGAUAGGAAGUGCGGAAAAGAUGUUGUCUGUGCCCGAAAAUGUAGUCCCUUUGCAAGGGAAUAUGGCGAUGGAUUGGAGCUGCAAUAACAUGUUGGCUAUGUCCAAUAAUGAUCACCUGAUUAUAUAUAAUAAUGACGGUGAAAAGGUAUUAUCCAGUGUCAUCCGAUGUGAGUCGGUAACUUAUGAUAUCAAUAAAAUUACCGACAUUAAAUGGGCCAGUGACGGCAAUAAAUUGAUAAUGUCUAUCUUAAUUUUAAAAAACUACACCUCGGCGCUCGUGAUGUACGAUUUAAAAAAGCAAAAAAUCUUGUGGGAUGUCAUAUGUAAAUGUCAAGUGGAGGAAAAAGGCUGUACUAUUCGUUGCGUUUGCUGGUCAGCUUAUGAUCGUCAGAUCGUCACCGGAUGCGCCGGCAAAAUAUCAAUAUUUGACCCUGACACGGGUAUAUUGCUGCACACCAGGCUCGAGCUUACGAAAGCCGAGAUCCUGAAUCUGAGUUUUUCGCCAAAUUACAAGUAUCUUGUAUCGACCGGAGAAGACAAAAUCGUCCGAUUAUUUUCCUGGUCGGAAUUGACUCCUUGUUUCAAUAUCAGAUUCUUUAAACCUGUAAAGGCGGUCGCUUGGCACCCGCAAGUACCCGACUUGCUUUGUAUAGGUGGAAGGAAGAACGGAUCGCUAUCAUUAUGGAAUGUCAACAAGUGUGCGAUGACAGCCUUUGUGCGCGCCAAGUUCAAUGGUCGCGUGGAAAAUCUCACCUGGAAUAAAUUAAGUGGUGAGUUGGUCGUACAUUGGACUUACAAGGAAGAGGACAACAUAUACACCAUUGUCGCAGUGCUCGCCAGUUUUAAUCGGAUUGUCGACGUGUUGCCAUUGGAUAAAGAAACGCGGCUCUGCUUCUUGAAGUUCAAUGCCGCACACGAGCAACUGAUAACAUUUUGCAGCAAUAUGAAUGUCUACUCAAUAUGGAAUUUUUUUGGCCACGAGACAUCAUCUCGAAGACGACACAUGUCUCACGACAGUUCUAUACAUCGGAAACAAGGAGUCAUGGUCCGUAAUCCGAUUCGAUAAUUACUUAUUUAUUUCAAAAACUUUGGACGAUCUCGCGAUAAUUCGUGAUAUGUAUCAUGAAUAGAACGUUUAUCAUUGAUAUCGAUACGUACGAUGAUAGAUCCACAUUGGUAAUUCUGAGUUUAUACUAUCAAAUAUUAACGUCUUCAUCAAAUUCCUCGAGUAUAACAGACUUGCAGACGUCUUUCGUAUUGACAUUAUUAAUCUCACAUCUAAUAGUAGUUGCUCUGUUAUCCACAUAUAUGUCAAUCUCAUUAUAAUUAUACUUGUAUCCCAUAUUUGAAUACCAUAUGAUAUAACUAAAUCGAAAGAUGAAGAAGAUUGUGAUUUUUGAUUGGUUCAAUUAUAUUGAUUCUGGGUUCGUGAUUUUCAAUUGAUUAAUUGUUUAAUACGAAGUUGCAGGUUAACUUGUUUCGCAAACAAGUUUCUACUUUAUCAGUUAUUUUCGAAUAAUUUUAAGUCAAUAUCUAAUAGUGUUUUCUCUUGGCUGCACUAUCGUUCACCAGUGCAACACUCAGACAGUGUAGCGUGUUUCCUUGGCUAUAGUAUAGUGCAAAUUUUAUGCACGAAGUACGGUUUUGCUAUACGAUCUCAAAGAGACGGUGUAGAGCCAGUGUGACAUUUAAAAUUUGAAAAUAGAAGUCAACCGGCAACAGAAUUAAACACGAUAGCAUGAAGUAGUGUACUCCAUAGUGUAUGUAUACUUGUAUAGUGCAACACUGAUGCAGAACUUACACGCAACUGUGUGUAGUGCGAGGUUACACUCAGUGUAUCCCAAGAGAAAACGCUAUAAGGAUGUUCUUUUGACUUUAUCGCAGAGAUUCUUCAAAUCUUUUAAAGAUUCUUCUUUCUUCCAAAAUUUAUCAUAUCAAAUCCUUAUGGCAACAAGAGUAUCAAAGGAGAUUUCAAGAGAUCCUAAAAUAAUCUCUUAAGGAAAUGAGGAGCAAACUUUCAAAAAUUUUGUCCAAAAUUUUUUUAGUUAGAGAUGUCGGAGUGUUUAGUGUUGAGAAACUAUUAUAAGCUACUGUGAAAUGUUCAGAAAGCAUUUUUUUAAAUUUAUAUACUGAAAAAAUACAGACAUUUCAAAGUGCAU